Messenger RNA from Mytilus trossulus (common blue mussel), 1186 nucleotides. RefSeq lists its product as uncharacterized. Gene Ontology annotation, molecular function: protein binding. The record is from RefSeq and is a predicted model, not a curated record. The transcript has 4 exons. Bases 1 to 726 code for a protein of 241 amino acids. Gene Ontology annotation, biological process: signal transduction. NCBI's taxonomy places the organism in Eukaryota, Metazoa, Mollusca, Bivalvia, Mytilida, Mytilidae.
AUGGCGUUUGGUUUAAGUGAUGAUGCUUUAAAACAAAGACCAAGUGAUAUUGAACUAUUACGUUUGUCAAUCAAAUGUCCAUCAAACCAAAUGUAUGAAUUAGUGACAUAUCUCGGAAUGUAUGAUAAAUGGGAUGAUAUCACAUACAAUUAUAGAGAAAAUAUAGAGGUAGCAAAGUUUUUGAUUUUAUCAAAAUGGAAAGAGAUGAAAGUUGAGAGCAAUUUCAAAGCCUUGGCAGAAGCUCUGACAAACAUGGAUAUAUCAACUCAUGUUUUGUGUCAAGUUAAAAGAAUAAAAAUUGUAGAAAGUGACAUUCCUUUGGAAUUCCUAGAUUGUGUUCCAACAGAUGAGAUUUUGGAUGCAUUAGCAUCACGAAUUGGUCAGGUAUAUUUUCAACUUGGUGCUGAGGUUGGACUGUCAAUUCCAACCCUAGAGCAUAUUCAAACCAAUAUUCCAAGAGACUUAGAAGCUCAGAACAAGGAAGUCUUGUUCCAAUGGAGAAAAGACAGAUCAGUGAAACCUACAAUAAGGGUACUUGUACAAGCAUUAGUUAAUGUUGGGAGGGGAGCACAUUGUUUACAGGAAAUUCUUGAGAAUGUGGAUCCAAAUACCCUUAGACGCUUUGGAGGAGGAGGAGAAGGAGCCAUUCCAAAGAAACAUCAGACAAAAUCAGACCAGAAACAACAACGUACGCAGAAGAAGUCAAAGAAAUGUCCAAUAUCUUGAAUGUUGGCACCACAGAAUAUUGAUCCAAUUGCUUUCUAAUCCGGAGAAUAAUUUAAUGGUAAAACAGAGGUGAAACAAAAAUCCUUAUUUCUAAUAUGAAUAUCUGUAAUGUCUGAUUUUUUUUAACUUCGUUUGCUACAAUUUUACCCAGCAACGACUACAGGGGAUAUACCAUGAUAUACGUAUAGUUUUCAUUUGUUCGACACAGUCAUCAACAUACAAAUGUAAUCCUUUCAUAGGUUAUGAUGGUAUCUUUAAUCCAGCUUAUUACUUUUUGUGAUUUGACUAUUUUCAAAAGAUUUUUAUCGGACUUCACAACAUUUUUCCCCUGUGCAAUGCAGUUAAUUUUUCGGCACCCGUCUUUUAAUCAAAUAAAUAUUUCUGUCACAUUUUUCUUCAGUAUACAAAUUAUGAUGACGUCAUAUUGGGUCAGCUAAAAGUGAUUAUUUGUAUUGUAUGA